AUGCCCCCGCCCACUCGGGAUACUCUAGUUAGCUGCAACAACAAAUACUUCAGCAGUGAUAAGGUGACGGCGGUGAAGGCCGGCUACUGCUGGAAGUACAGCAACCACAGGUUUACAAUGAAGAGCGCCGCCGAUACAUGCCGCAAGCUCCAUGCUCGACUUCCGGCCAUCAACACCGUAGCCAAGACAAGGGCCAUUACGAAAUUCAUAUCAGCCUCCAGGAAGGCCGAUCCGAAAGGUGAAAUAUUUGGGCACGAGUUCUGGGUAUCUCCGGUCAAGAAUUCUAGAUGGAAAUAUACACAAGCGAAGGUAUCUUACAAAGGCUCCACUGAGAAGGGCUCCCUCGAAAGAGGUUUGAUGUGUGUACUGUUCAACUACAGGACAGGCAAGUGGCGGUAUUCGGAUUGCUCCGGACACCAUCCAACUGUCUGUGAAGAAGCCCACAAGUACCCGAAUGAAAACCCAAAAGCUUCAACUGCGCCCAAGACACCCAAAACCAAUAGGCGACGAAAAAUGCCGCCCAGUACCAAUAAGCGACAAACAGUGAAGCCCAAUACGAAUAGGCGACAAACUUUGACGCCCAUUACCAAUAGGCGACGAACAAUGCCGUCGAUGACCAAAACGCGACGAACAAUGCCACCAAAGUCAGGGGGUUCAGCUACGCCCAAGCUGCACAAUACCACUAGGGGACGAACAAUGCCGACCAGUACCUCAACAACAAUGCCAUCAAAGAGAAUAACAGCUGCACUGCGCCAACAACAACAACAGAACGUCACGCAUGCUACGCCCAAGCCGCCCAGCAAGAAUAGGCGACGAACAAAGCCGAUUUCUUCGCUCGCUUCCUGGAUGUCAUGGAAUAGAAAAACAGCGGCAUCACGGCAACAACGACAACGACAGAAAUCCGUCCGACGUGAGCAUUGCCAGACUGGAUUCUAUCUUCACAAGCAUCUAUGCUUUAUGCUGGUUAAAGCCCACGGUACUGUACAGGCGGAGUUCUUGUGCCACAAACAUCGCGCAGUCCUCGCCUCCUUCACGACAAGGGCGCAUGCGAUGUCCAUCCAGAGCUUUGUGCAACGUUUGACGCCGGAAUAUCGUGGAGACCGUGGUGUGCUUAUGGCCCCGGUUAAGAGGACCAGAAACAGCGUGGUCUGGCUGCUCUCGAACAAGUAUGCAGAAGCCGCCCUUAAGCACAACGGGGUCGACCUCAACAGCUUGCACAAGGUUGACGCCAUAUAUGCUCCCUACAAGGGAGGUCUACAUGUAUGCCGGAGGAACUCCUGUCCCCGCCGCGGCCUGUGCAUGGCGAAGCCGACCCUCACUCACGGUGAACUGUAUGGCAGCAAAAGCAACGACGAUUACAUCAAUUUAGUUUAAACAUAGGCAUUGGCACUAAAUAGUAUAUGUACUCAGUUGACAACUACGAUGACUUUUCCACAUUGUGUUCACUUAAAUUAACUGAGUCACUGGAAUUUUAAUUGCUUGGAUAUUGACUCAAGACAUUUUGCCAU
Messenger RNA from Mya arenaria, 1508 nucleotides. RefSeq lists its product as uncharacterized. Lineage: Eukaryota; Metazoa; Mollusca; Bivalvia; Myida; Myidae. Bases 1 to 1374 code for a protein of 457 amino acids. The record is from RefSeq and is a predicted model, not a curated record. The transcript is spliced from 10 exons.